ACCCGCAGCGUUUAGUUUUUUUUUUUUGUUUUUUUUGACGGAAGUGACCGCUCAAAUUCGAAUCUAAAAUGAGGGCACCAGUCAUAUGGCUAAUACCAAGGACAAUAGAAUAUAACAUCCAUGUUUUGUAUUAGUUACAACCUAUAGCCAGCUGAAGAAAGUAACAACGGCCCUUUUGUACUUAAACUAAUUUACGAAGUUUAGGCAUAUGUACAGGAAGUAGACAAAUGUUGGAUAAUUAUAUACAAAUUUCAAGUAUCAUUUCACGUGGCAAAGACAGAUUUCAGAAAAAAAACAACUUUUGAUGUUAUUAAACAGUGUGUCGUCAUUAGUAACUUGCAUUAGUUGCAUUUGCACAGGUUUACAUAACAGGAAUGAGUUUAUCAGUCAGGUGUGUCUCUUAUGCGCAACAUCAUAAAUUGACCGGCAGGGGGCGCGCUGAAUAAUUCAUUAUUUUCAGUUAUAUUAUAACAAAUCAUCGCAUGUCUAAUGCACACGCGACUAAAUAUUUAAAGUAGUAUACAUGCUUUUCUUAUUAAAUGAUAAUGCUUGGAGCUUGAUUUACGGCGUUUGGUUAAAAUAAAUGCGAGAAGCACAUGACGUUUUAUUAACCCGGAAAUAACAGUCGGUAAAACAGCUGAGUGAGAGAGAGAGAGCGAGAGAGGCUCAGAUCCAGAGAGGUAACGUAGAGAGAAGAGAGAUCUAAAGCCUUCUCCCUGGAGCUUAUAGCGUGCUACCUGGACUCCAUACGUGUUUUUCAGCGCUUCACAAUCAAAGACUGUUAGUAUUUCUGUAGGAUUGUGACCUUGGCGAGUGCCUGGAUAGGCCUCCCUUCUGUCACCUCCUCUGCUUUUCUGCUGGUACAUUGUCAUGGGGAACCUCCUUAAAGUUUUGACAUGCACAGAUCUUGAACAAGAGCCCAACUUCUUCCUCGAUUUCGAAAAUGUUCAGCCUCUCUCUCUCUCUCUCUCAACGUGGGAAGAAGUGGAUGUGGUCCUGAAGGAUGCACUGGGAAUACUUGACGAACUACAAGCAUAUAAAGGCGCGGGCCAAGAGAUACGAGAGGCAAUCCAGAACCCUAAUGACGAGGCAUUACAAGACCAGGCGUGGGCUGCUGUGGUGCCACUAGUAGGCAAACUAAAGAAGUUCUACGAAUUUUCACAGAGAUUAGAAUCAGCGCUGCAUAGUCUAUUGAGAGCACUCACUAGUGAGACAUACGAUGACCCUACACAGCAUCUGGAGAGAGAGCAAGCCCUCGCCAAACAGUUUGCUGAGAUCCUGCACUUCACACUGCGCUUUGAUGAGCUCAAGAUGACAAAUCCUGCCAUUCAGAAUGACUUCAGUUAUUACAGGAGGACCCUGAGCCGCAUGAGGAUCAAUAAUGUUCCUGCAGAGGGAGAAAACGAGGUGAAUAAUGAGCUGGCCAAUCGGAUAUCUCUAUUUUAUGCUGAUGCCACACCCAUGCUAAAGGCAUUAAGUGAUGGCACAACAAAAUUUGUAUCUGAGAAUAAAAACUUGCCCAUUGAAAACACAACAGAUGUAUUAAGCACCAUGGCGAGCGUGUGCAAAGUUAUGUUGGAAACCCCAGAGUAUCGCAGCCGCUUCAGCAGUGAGGAGACUGUUUCCUUCUGUCUGCGUGUCAUGGUGGGGGUUAUCAUCCUCUACGACUACGUCCAUCCCGUCGGCGCAUUCGCGAAGUCCUCCAAAAUAGACAUGAAAGGCUGCAUUAAAGUGCUCAGAGAUCAGCCACCAAACAGUGUGGAAGGUCUUCUAAAUGCUCUCAGGUACACAACAAAACAUCUUAAUGAUGAGUCAACCACUAAGACCAUUAAAAGCAUGCUGCAGUAGCAACUAAACUCUGGGACACACACACCACUGGCCUCAAGCAAUUGCUCAGGAGAUGCACAUACACUCUCUCUCCUGGACUAAAGCGAUGCACAGAAUGUUUUUCCUUUCCUUUCUUUUUU
Sinocyclocheilus anshuiensis is the source of this 1967-nucleotide messenger RNA. Its product is annotated as protein FAM49B-like. The record is from RefSeq and is a predicted model, not a curated record. Gene Ontology annotation, molecular function: small GTPase binding. Lineage: Eukaryota; Metazoa; Chordata; Actinopteri; Cypriniformes; Cyprinidae. Gene Ontology annotation, biological process: regulation of actin filament polymerization. The coding region runs from base 871 to 1848 and encodes 325 amino acids. The transcript is spliced from 13 exons.